Molecule: messenger RNA, 3578 nt
Organism: Pecten maximus
Lineage: Eukaryota; Metazoa; Mollusca; Bivalvia; Pectinida; Pectinidae
Product: molybdenum cofactor sulfurase 3-like
Biological process (GO): Mo-molybdopterin cofactor biosynthetic process
Molecular function (GO): molybdenum cofactor sulfurtransferase activity
Source: RefSeq, a predicted model, not a curated record
UCUGUACAACAUGGCAGCUUCCAUGAGGUCGAAAUCGAUGAAAUAUUUCUAGUGGAUCAAAAAGCUAUUUUCAAUUAAUUGUUGUUGCAACUGGAACAGAAAUCAAUAUGGAUGUCGAUGCUUCAUACAACAAAGAUAUUGAAUCCAUACGUGAGAGGGAAUUCCCUAACAUCAGAGGGGAAACAUAUGUAGACCAUAUCGGAACAACUUUAUAUGCCAGAAGUCAAAUGGAGGCUUUCCAAAAUGAUCUCCUUGGAAACCUAUAUGGAAAUCCCCAUAGCAACAGUCAAAGCAGUUCCCUAGCAACAGAUGUAGUUGAUCAAGUGCGAUGCAGAAUACUUCAUCACUUCAACACAAACCAUGAGGACUACAGUGUUGUAUUUACUUCUGGAUGUACCGGUGCAUUGAAGCUGCUUGCUGAGACUUUCACCUUUGACCCCGUCUCCCACAGCAACCAAAGUGACAGUAAAAUGCUUAAUCAUAACACUUCGGAAAGAAAAAUGGGGUCUUUUAUUUACUUAUUGGACAAUCACACAUCAGUACAAGGCAUGCGAGAAACCAUGGCAACAAGAGCUGGGAUCAUUUAUUGUCUUGACACCUCUGAGCUUGAUUGUGAUCUAGACAUAAAAACAAAUAACAAAGGUCUGAUUUCUAAGACAGAACAUUAUGAACCUGGAGGAAACAAUCUGUUUGCAUUUCCUGGUCAGUCCAAUUUUUCUGGCGCUAAAUAUCCGCUUGCAUGGUUGUCUAAGGCGUGUUAUGGUAAAUUCUGCUUUCAAAAACAGCUCCCUGGUCAGUGGUAUACUGUUUUAGACGCUGCAGCUUUAGCCUCUACUUCUGACCUUGACCUUGGAGUGUACAAGCCAGAUUUUGUGACCUUAUCAUUCUACAAGAUGUUUGGGUUUCCUACAGGCAUUGGAGCUUUAUUAGUCAGGAACCAAUCAGCGCACAUGUUACAAAAGCGGUAUUUUGGUGGCGGAACAGUAGAAGUUAGCACAGCACAGGAAAACUUUAGGGUUUUCCGACAGAAUAUCUCCGACAGAUUUGAGGAUGGAACGAUACCAUAUUUGGACAUCAUCGCUCUCCGCCAUGGUUUUGAUACGUUAAGCAGGAUUGGAGGCGGUAUUCAGAAAAUUUCCCAGCAUGUUUUUACCAUUGCCCAAUAUUUCCAUCACAACUUGUCAUCAUUGCACCAUGGCAAUGGACGCCCAAUGGCGGAAAUCUACUGUGAGAAUGAAUUUGAUGACAUUCGUACACAGGGUCCAGUAAUAAACUUCAACCUGAGACGAGCGAAUGGAAAUUACAUAGGGUUUGCAGAGGUUAGCAAGAUGGCUCAGCUGUACAACAUCCACCUCAGAACGGGGUGUUUCUGUAACAUAGGAGCCUGUCAGAAGUACCUACAUCUGUCAUCCAGGCAGGUCAAGGAGAAUUUCCAGGCCGGCCACAAAUGUGGUGACAACAGGGAUCUGAUCGACGGAUUUCCUACAGGGUCUGUUCGGAUAUCUUUUGGCUACUCUUCUAUUCUCAGGGAUGCACAGGUCUGUUUGAAUUUCAUAUGUGCUUGCUUUCAAGAAAAAUCUGGAGAAAAGAUCAACUUUCUGAACUUGUCCCUCCGAGAUUUCCAUUGGCAUGGUUCUGAUCUUAAAACACAUAUAGAAUCAGGAAGAGGCGGACAAACAUCAGAUCUGGACAACUCAGGGUCGGAUCUCUCAUCAGAUGAAGAGUUCAUAGACUGCCAAUCAGAACAGGUUUUGGGAAUGAUGGUAAAUGAAAAAUCUGACCAAUCAGGAUUACUGACACUGUCACCCUUGCAAAUGGAUCAUAUCUUAGAAAGCUGUGAUGAAAACACUAGAAGACUUACAGGAAUCAUGCUGUAUCCUGUAAAAUCCUGUGGAGCAAUGGAGGUUAAAGAAUGGAGUUUUGGAAAGCGGGGGUUGCUAUACGACCGUGACUGGAUGAUUAUCUCAGAAAGUGGUGUUGUACUGAGCCAAAAAAGGGAGACAAAUCUAUGUCUAAUCCGACCAACAUUAGACCUACGGGAUCAGACAUUGAAACUAGAAUACCCUGAAAUGACAUCGUUCUACCUACCCUUAAACUGUGACACCCACCAGACCCCUAUAGAAGCCUGUACUAGCAAAGUGUGUGGAGAUCGGGUGAGUGGGAUAGAUUGUGGAGAUGCUGUAGCAGACUGGAUCAGUGUGGCAUUACAGCGAUCAGGAUGUCGGUUAAUUCAGCAGACCAAGACAGACCAACGCACUAGUAAACUCCAGGAUUCACGUGAAGCCAGCUCCAAGGAAACAUGUAGUUUAUCACUGGCUAAUGAAUCCCAGUAUUUGCUGAUAUCCUGUCAAAGUGUGCAAAUGCUUACAAGACAGAAUCCUGAAACGACAACUAGAGGAAAAUUCCUCUACAGAGGAAACUCAGGGUAUACCAGGUAUAGAAAGCUUGAUUGGUCGUUUCCGUGGUAAUUUCAUCAUCGCAGGAGGCCAGGCUUUUCAGGAAGAUUCAUGGAACAGCAUUGAAAUAGGAGAGAAUACAUUUUUUAGUCAGGGUGGGUGCAGUAGAUGCCAGAUGAUCUGUGUUGAUCAGUCUACAGGUCAGAGAGGCCUGGAGCCCUUAAGGUCUCUCGCCUCCUGGAGGGGCAGGAAGGUGCCUUUUGGUAUACACCUUCAAUCACUGGUGAGCUCCCCUGGAGGGAGGCUGAGAGUCGGGGACAGUGUCCGUGUGCUGACUCAAAAAUAACCCAGAUAUUACCUACGUUUCACAUUAUCCUUUAACCUGUUGUUAUGUCUGGUUGUGAUAUUUGCUAGUUUUAUUUUUUCCUAGUUCACAGAGAGAAAUUUAACAUAUAAGUUGUUGAUUGUUUUAGAGUGAUCUCUGUGUUUUGUAUGUUGGGGUCAGAGUUGCCUUUGACACAGACUGACCAGGUAUGUUAGUAUAUAUUCUGUUGAUGUGAAUGUGUUACUCAACAAGUUUUGUUAUCCUAUUAAAGGUACAGGGUAUCAGUGUUUCCGAUAAAAUUAUAAAGAGAGUCCCAUUCUGAAAUAGGCUUUCGAUUAUUUUCUCUAAAACUGUUUUUUUGAAAGAGUUACUUCCGUUUGCUUUUAGAGAUACUUCCGUUUGCUUUUAGAGUUACUUCCCUUUGCAGAAUGUUCCUAUUUCAUUAUGAUAUAGUCAUGGCUACACAUUAGUUAAGUAUGAGAUUCAUAGAUGAAAGGUUUUGACUUUGACCACUGGUAUUUUCUCUUCAAUAGUUAAAAUUUUAACAACUGAUGUUGUGUAGAAUUAAAUUGAAUAUUCCAUUACAUUAGACCUACAUAUAUAGAUGUAUGACUUAAUAUAUUCUUCAAUAUAUACAGUUAUCAAUAUCAACUUUAUAAAGUAAUUAUACCAGUUUAGAUAUCCCAGAGAAUUUUCCAGUAAAUGCAGAGAUUGUUCUGGUCUUUAUAUUAAUAUGUACUGGAUUGGAACCAAUUAUGAUUUAGGGAAGCUAAAUAUACACAUCAACAAUGAGCUUCAGAUUGUAUUCACCCAGUAUCUAUAUAUCAAGUGUAAUUUACUGUAUAAUUGGUUACUUU